GUAGUCAGACUUCAUCGACGAAACGAUUCAGUUGUGUUUGUGCUUUGAGAAAGGAGUGUCUAAGGAGUAUUGUUGAUGGAUUAAUUUCACCAUAAAAUGCAAAUAUUUGCGUUCGCUUGAAAAAAAAAAGUGGAUUAUUUUCAUCAAUUUAAGUGUUUAAAUAUGUAGAAAAACAGAAAAACCGAGGAAAACACUCAUAUUUUAUUUCACUUGAUAUUGAACCAUUCUUUGAAGCCAGCGAAAUUUAUUUGUUUCAAGUUACUUCAGUGGCGAAAAUAUUUCCAUGUACAUUUUAUACUUGAACGUGAUUGGAAAAUAGACAAUUAUAAUGGAAUUUAGUUUAAAAGACAAUUUGUUCAUAUUCUUCAAGACAUACAUUCAGUUGUCCCUCUAGAGCAAAAGUGUCAUUUGUGUCGCAGACAAAAAACCGCAAACCGACGCAACGUGACGCGACUCGAUUCAGACACCAAUACCAACACAUGGGUGUCAGUUAUUCAGUGCAAAAACGAUAAACCCUAGAAAUCAACCGGAUAACCGGUAACGUUUCAAGGUCAGAAGUCCAGUCACUGGGACUCUAGUACAUAUUUUAGAAGUGAAUUAAUUUAUGAACCCAUCAAAAAUGGACAACUUAUGGAAGAAGGAAAAAGUACAGGGUAAUUACGUCGAUCUGUUUGCAUCUGUGAAGAAUCCGUAUUUCGAUAUAUAUCUUCAAUCGGUCAAAGCGCAACACACUCGGAAAAACAAUCAGAAAUCGACUGAAUGGCGCUCGAAAGGAAACGAACUAUUCCGCCAAGAAAACUGGCUCGAAGCAGCAAUUUGCUACAUUAAAAGUUUGUGUUUUGCUGAAGUUGGCACAGAAAACGUUGCAUUAGCAUAUUCAAACCGAUCGGCAUGUUAUUUUCACAUGAGGUUGUAUAAUGAAGUCUUGAUGGACAUUGAACUCGCCAAAAACGCAAAUCUACCUGAUCGCCUGCUGCCGAAGCUGGAACAGCGUAAAAAAGAAAGUAAACUGAUGUCGAUGCUUGAGCUUAAAGAGGAAUUCCAACCGAGACUAAGUUACAAAGCUGAUCGGAAUAUUCCGUGUAUGGCAAAUGUCGUGGAGAUUAAAUACAACGAGAAAUUCGGUCGUCAUCUAAUUGCAAAGUCAGACAUUCCAGUUGGGAAAAUUGUUUUGGUGGAAAAUGAUAUUCCUCGAAUCAGGGAUGAACCAUCGGUGUGUCAUUCAUGUUUACGAUUAUGUAUGAAUUGUAUGGCUUGUCCAAACUGUCCCGAUGUUGUAUUUUGUAGCGUUGAUUGCAUGAAUAACGAUCAAAUUCACAAAUUUGAGUGCGGUACAUUUUUUCCACACUUACAGCCUCAAGGUAGGAUUUAUAUCAAAAUACUGUUGUUAGCCACCACCAGUUUCCCCGAUGUGGACAGUCUGAUGCAGUUUGUUGAAAGUGCAUUGCUCGAACAGCCCGAAACAUUACCGACAUCAUUAAACGAUCCCAAGUCAAAGUAUAAUUUCUUCCUCAAACUUUCAACAUCAGCACCGUAUGCUCAGGCAUUAACAGAAGCUCACAAGGUUUAUAAAAUCAUGAUGGAUUUGCCAAAAGUAAGCGGUCUGUUCGAUAGUGCUCGAAAGAAGCGUUUUCUUAUGCAUUUGGUCAUGCAUCAUAUCCUAGUGUACAACAGUAAUGCAUUUAAAUUGGGAGAUUCUCAGUAUGUGGCCACAGUUUCUUCGCUUAUGAAUCAUUCAUGUGCUCCCAAUAUAAUCAGUUGUGCUUUAAAAAACUAUGUAAUCGGUAUGACAGGACGACCAAUCAGAAAGGGUGAACAGCUUUUUAACAAUUACUCAUUGGAACUCUGUGGAAAGCCAUCAAAUGAACGAAAAGCAGAAUUAAAAUCUCGUUGGGGUUUCGAUUGCAAAUGCGAAAGAUGCGAACCGACGCGUGCACCAAUCGAUCGGAAGAUGACCACAUCGGAUCCAUGUUACAAGUACGUGGUCAAAAAUCAACAAAUUGUAGAUGUACGCAAUCAAACUGAAUCGGCCAUCAUUAAGAAGAAGUGCAUUGAAUUUUUGAACAAAUACGGACGCUCAGCAUGGUCACCGGAAAUUGAAUUGGUUUUCAAUGUAUUCGCAGAUUAUUUUGCAAAUGCUUUGUAAUGUGUUGCAAGUUGCAACACUUAUUUUUUUGUGUUACUUCCAUCGCAUGAAUAUUUUCAAAGGAAUUGAAAAAAAAAAAUUAAAAAGAAAAAAAACGAUGCAGAAAACGAAUCAGCAGAAUAAAAGAGUAAAUAGAAUAAAUAAUAGAAUAAUCCUUUGAAAAAUCUCAAUCAAUACAAAACUUUACGGGAUGGCCCACUCGAAGUGUAAACGAAAUAAAUCUUCAGAACUUUUUUUCCUAAUAAAUAUUUUUUGAUGACCAAUCGAUCGAGACCUAAUUACAUCGGAUUUGUGUAGGCUAUUUUAGUUUAAUGCUUUUCACGUUUAAUUCUUAUUCCCUUUUCUUACUUCUAUCGCAUCAAUAUUUUCGUUUCGUCAAGUAUAAAAUUAAGUGAACAGAAAAAUAGUAAGCAAUCAAUGUCAAACAAAUCAACGUUUUUGAAAAUGAUCAUCUCGAUCAAACUCUUUAAAUCUAAAUAAAGAAACAAAACAAA
Molecule: messenger RNA, 2640 nt
Organism: Sitodiplosis mosellana (orange wheat blossom midge)
Lineage: Eukaryota; Metazoa; Arthropoda; Insecta; Diptera; Cecidomyiidae
Product: SET and MYND domain-containing protein 4-like
Exons: 2
Coding region: 605-2146 (513 amino acids)
Molecular function (GO): protein binding
Source: RefSeq, a predicted model, not a curated record